AGAUACGUGAAUUUAGAGACAAUUCUAUAUACCUACAGUUAGCAAAUGUGUUUGACAGCGGUGCGUUUCAUUGUUUACUGCAGCAGCUGAUGAGCCCGGCACCUGCACCAUGGCCGAGGCCGAAAGAGCCCCACCGUCGGGGCCUCCCGACACGAUGGACUUGAAACUUAAAUACGGAUGGCCAUUUCCUGAUAUGAAGGACCCGCCUCUCUCGUUCAGAGUAAAGAGUAACAUUAUAAUUCCCUUGGUUGGAACGUUCAGCAAAAUUCUCUUGCAAUGGUGUAACACUGUGAAUGGGCACAAUGUGGAGCAACUACAGGAGUUGGUUGCCAACAGACCAUCAGGAACACCUCUUGUGACAGUGUCAAACCAUUACUCCUGUAUCGAUGAUCCUGCUCUCUGGGGUUUGCUAAGAUGGCGAGAGUUGUGGAGUGCUCAAAGAAUGCGCUGGUCUCCUGCUGCUCAUGAUAUAGCUUUUACUCAUCGAGUGUACAGUUGGUUUUUCAGCCAUGGAAAGUGUGUUCCUAUCAUCAGAGGACUUGGAGUGUACCAGCAAGCUAUGGAUUUCAUGGUUGAACGACUGAAGGAGGGCCAGUGGGUGCAUAUAUUUCCUGAGGGCAAGGUGAACAUGAACAUGACGCACAUUCGACUCAAAUGGGGCGUUGGAAGGCUGAUAUAUGACUCGCCUGUUUGUCCUAUUGUCUUACCAUUCUAUCAUAUUGGAAUGGACAAAAUUCUACCCAAUCAAACUCCUUAUAUCCCCAGAGUGGGAAAGAUGGUAACUGUCGUGGUUGGAGAUCCAAUGGAUUUCAAGGAAUUGGUUUCGGAAAUGAAGAAAAACCAGGAGGACCCUGCAACGGCACGCAAAGUCAUCACAGAUAAGAUUCAAGAGGAGCUAGGAAAGUUAAGGAAUAGAGCAGAAGAGCUUCAUGCAAAUGUUCCCAGUAAGAAAUAUUAAUGUGAAUAAAAACAGUGAAAUAUGAAAUUGGCAAAUGUGUCAUAGUUUAAGGUAUCUAAACAAUGGUUAGCUACUUGGGUUAUUGAGCAUUCAUCUUGAAACCAAAGUAAAUUUGGCAGUUUGAUAACAAAUAUGUACUUUAUAGGAAAUUGGUGGAAGCUGUAUGCUGACCUUUGUCAGUAAGUUUAAUUACUGGUAGGCCUCGCUUGUAUCUGGACUGAUGACUAUGCACACAGCCUUGCCCUUGGCCAGGGAAAGCUGGCCAAGGGUAUGCGGGGAAUAUUUAUUUUUAUGCUAGUAAUGCUUUUAACAUAUUUAAAAUACAAGUUGUCAACAUGAUUGAGUGAGGGGCUCAGUAAGACAUGUGCCAAGCUCUUCUUUAAAUCUUUUUAUAAUUGCCUUCUUAAUUUGUAGGUCUCGGAUGCAAUUAGACAAGAUUUUUAGUCUUGGAAUGUCAAAAUAUAAUAUGGUGAUAACAUUUUAUUACCAUGAGGUGACAACUUGUCAUUUAAAUAGUGAUCAUCGAAUCUUUAUGAUCACAGUAUUUAUAGCAGUAAUAUCCUAUAUCUAUAACUUCAAUACUUCACCUUGUUUCCCUAGGAAGUUCACUUCUUUGAGGCAGUGACUUCAUAUAAAAUCUUUUCCAAAUGUCCCAGCUACUUCAAAACAUUGAAGAAACUUGAGGAAGCACCUAAAAAGAUUUUCUUCAAAAGAUUUCUACAUGCUGGGUUGGCUAUCACAGGUGACGCAUUUCCUGUCACUUAGAAAAUGGAAAAGGUGAAAAGACUGAAUAUUUCAUUAACAAUUAUAUACUUUAUACCAAAAGGGGAAAUUAGUAUACCUGAGAAAAUGGCAUUAAUAAGCGAAAGAGUAGCAUUUAUUAGUGUAAAGUAGCAUACAGUAUGCAAGUCAGAAUGCAAAAUUAAAGAAGUGGGAAAAAACCAGAUAGGCAUAUAUGGAAAUAGAGAUGUAUUGAUUACAAUACUGUAUUAGCUGAGAAUGCAGUAGAGUGAUGAUACUGGGCUGUAGACCAGCAAGUGGUGUUGAGUAAAAACAUAGACUAGCGAAUGGUACAGUAGUGUGAAAAAUGGAGAUGAUUAAGCUCACCAAUAAGGUCUGUGUCAGUGUGGAGAACACAGCUUGACAGACCAAUGAGGGUGUAGCACUGUACAUGUUGGGAAAGAAAAGUAUUGUCAGUAGAGAAAUGGUACAGUGCUCUCUUUGUUGCAACACAUUAUUACUGCAAUGGUCAAGAUAUGCAAUCUUGUUCGUUACAAUUAUCAUAAUUAUCAAGUAUUCCUUUUACACGAGUGGUGGGGCACUUGCCCAGAUUUGUACAAAUUUUAUUAAAUUAUUUCUUUUUAAA
Messenger RNA from Procambarus clarkii (red swamp crayfish), 2324 nucleotides. It is a transcript of the gene Taz, whose product is annotated as tafazzin, phospholipid-lysophospholipid transacylase. Gene Ontology annotation, biological process: cardiolipin acyl-chain remodeling; inner mitochondrial membrane organization. The record is from RefSeq and is a predicted model, not a curated record. Gene Ontology annotation, molecular function: 1-acylglycerophosphocholine O-acyltransferase activity. Gene Ontology annotation, cellular component: mitochondrial membrane. NCBI's taxonomy places the organism in Eukaryota, Metazoa, Arthropoda, Malacostraca, Decapoda, Cambaridae.